UUUCUACAACGUUUCUCUUAUGAGCUAUUGAGCAGAGAACUUGAAAUCUGUGAAUAUCUUUCUAACUUUAUCGCAGUCCGAAGGAUGAGGAGAGUCAAACGGAUCUGUGCGCGCGCGCCCUCCCGGCGCACAUCUCUCUCUACCAGUGCGCAAUAAUUGAAAUGGCGCAUUUGGCCGCAGGCUGCUUGAAGGGCAUAAUGCAUGACGAUAGAUGUCAUUUGGCUCCAGAGCCAGAGGGGUGUUUGAUGUUGCUAAAAUUUACGAGAUGUCGGGGAGAAAGACGCGGACGUGCGCGGCGCACAGGGAGGAUCCGUGCAGGCCACAUCCACGCAGACACAGCCGAACAUCCACGGAUAAACCACUCAGUUUUUCUGUGCCAACGCAGAGUAUUUAGAGUGUCUGAGUCUCGACAGAAGAAUUAUUUGAUAAAUCCAAAAAGAGAUCAGAGCAGCAGCGGAUCAGACGCCAGAGAAACGCGCACGUUAUUGUAACCUAAUCCUGGCCGCCGGGGGUCUGACGGGCCCCGGGCCACACUUCUCUUUCAGACCUCCUCUUUAUUUUCCAGAGACAAACUUGCGUGUUGUGCUGCUUGUGCUUCGCACCGGAGGACAGAGACAAAGACGUGGAGAACAGCGAGUCCGCCGGUACCGCCACUAACAAAACCCGGGGCGGAGCAGACGCACGCCGGUCUCCAUGUCCUCCGUGACAGUGUCUUCCCAGGACGGGCGGAGCAUGUCCAGGAUGUCUCUGAGCCGCUCACCGGUGUCGCCUAUGACCGCCCAGGGCAUCCCGUCACCCGCCCAGCUCACCAAGGCCAACGCCCCCGUCCACAUUGACGUGGGGGGACACAUGUACACCAGCAGCCUGGCCACGCUCACCAAAUACCCCGAGUCCAGAAUCAGUCGUCUCUUUAACGGCACUGAGCCCAUCGUCUUGGACAGUUUGAAGCAGCAUUACUUCAUCGACAGAGAUGGCGAUAUCUUCCGCUACAUCCUCAGCUUCCUGCGAACGUGUAAACUGCUUCUACCUGAAGACUUCAAGGACUUCCCUCAGCUGUACGAGGAGGCACGCUACUACCAGCUAACGCCGAUGGUUCGGGAGUUGGAGCGGUGGAAUGCGGAGCGUGAGGCACAGCGGGCGUCGCCCUGUGAGUGCUUGGUGGUUCGAGUCACGCCUGAUCUGGGAGAGAGGAUCACAGUCAGCGGUGAGAAGGUGCUCAUUGAAGAGAUCUUUCCAGAGACUGGAGACAUCAUGUGCAACUCUGUCAAUGCCGGCUGGAACCAGGACCCGACCCACGUGAUCCGCUUCCCUCUCAACGGAUACUGCAGGCUGAACUCUGUGCAGGUCCUGGAGCGUCUGUUUCAGAAAGGGUUUACCAUGAAGGCGUCCUGUGGCGGUGGAGUUGAUUCGUCUCAGUUCAGCGAAUACGUCCUGUGCCGCAACCUGAGGCACAGCCAGACCAUCAUCACCAGCACCCCUGUCCGGAUCAAACAGGAGCCUCUGGACUGAAGGCACCGGCACAGGAGCUGCUCAUCGUAAGCUUAUGAAAUCAUUGUACUUGUGUAUGGAUCCUUCAAUCCAAGCAGGAAAACAGGAGCUGAGACUUGAGAAGAAUUUAUGGGAACUUU
Thalassophryne amazonica is the source of this 1628-nucleotide messenger RNA. Its product is annotated as BTB/POZ domain-containing protein kctd15-like. Lineage: Eukaryota; Metazoa; Chordata; Actinopteri; Batrachoidiformes; Batrachoididae. Gene Ontology annotation, biological process: protein homooligomerization. The transcript has 5 exons. Gene Ontology annotation, molecular function: protein binding. The record is from RefSeq and is a predicted model, not a curated record. The coding region runs from base 694 to 1509 and encodes 271 amino acids.